GGCUUUGUGGAACACUUUGAAGCUUAGAUUGCUACAGUACAUUUGUACUACUCAAAUAACAAUAUGUCGCAGGGACAUUCGUAUAAAUCUGUGUUUGGGUAUUUUCAGGUGCACGUGUUUGAUCGAGAAACGAUCGGGUAUAGUGACAGCGACGUUUAGACAGUUUAAGAGCGAUCGUAGACUGACAGUUGUGUGACAGCAUGGGAAAAAAGAAUAAAAAGGAAAAGAAGGGGAAGGGCAUCGAGAAGACUGUUCAGAAAACACAGAAAAAGGCAGAAAAACGAGCGAAGAAAGAGCUUGCUGAGAAGGGAGAGGAAGACAUCGAGAGUUUGAUUGCGGAGUUUCAGGCAAAGGAUAAGAGACUCACACAAGUCAUAGAAGAAAAAUGUGGUCCGCCUUCGCCAAGAUGCAACAUGUCACUGACUGCCCAUCCAGAGAAGGAUGAACUCAUCAUGUUUGGAGGGGAAUACUACACCGGAAACAAGAUGUUUUUGUACAAUGAUUUGUAUUUCUACAACAUCAGAAAGAAUGAGUGGCACAAAGUUACGUCCCCCAAGCAGCCCCCACCUCGCAGUGCCCACCAGGCUGUGAGUCUCCACCAGGGUGGGGGGCAGCUGUGGGUGUUUGGCGGGGAGUUCUCCAGCCACACCCAGUCCCAGUUCUACCACUACAAGGACCUGUGGGUGCUGCAUCUCAAGAACAAGCACUGGGAAAUGAUCAACUCCCCAGGGGGGCCAACAUCUCGAAGCGGUCACAGAAUGGUUGCAGUCAAGAGGCAGCUGAUAGUGUUUGGUGGUUUCCAUGACAACACCAGAGACUACAAGUACUACAACGAUGCAUAUGCCUUCAAUAUGGAUACUUACACAUGGUCCAAGCUGGAAGUGUCCGGAACUGUUCCUUCCCCUCGAUCUGGUCAUGUUAUCGCUGCCGUCCCUGACCUCUCCAAGGUCAUUGUUUAUGGAGGAUACAGCAAGGAGAAGGUCAAGCGAGAUGUGGACAGAGGUGUAACUCAUGUGGACAUGUUUGCUCUGAUGCCGGAAGGGCGUAUCAAGGAUGACACUGUGCCGAUCAAGUGGAGGUGGACGACAGUCAAGCAAGGCGGAAAACACCCCAGCACUAGAUGUGGCAUUUCAUUGGCUGUUGCCCCUGGUAACAGGGCUGUCUUGUUUGGAGGUGUUUUUGAUGAGGAUGAAAACGAUGAACAAAUGAAGAGUGUAUUUUACAAUGACAUGUACCUGCUGGAGUUGGAGAAGGCGUCCAUACACUCGGAGAAGGCGAGAUGGCACUCCAUUACACUCAGGGGAAAGAAGGAUGAAGGGGAGAAGAAGAAGCGGCGGAAGGAGAAGGGGGAGGAAGAUAUGGAGGAAGAGGCAAUGGAGGUUGCAGAGGAAAAUCUAGAGAAUUUGUCACUUAAGAACGAAUCCGGGGAAGAUGGUGCUGUUUCUUCAGAGACCACAUAUGAUGACGGUAUAUUCAAAGUGACAAUCGGCCCACAAGGGGGCGCUGUUGAUGAAGAUGGGGAACCUGUAGAGGGUGGAAUGGAUGUGGAUCUGUUCAGGCCCUCACCGCGGAUGAAUCCCCUCGUGACUGUUAAGAAUGGAGUGCUGUACAUGUAUGGGGGAAUAUUUGAGGAUGGAGACAAACAGCUGACUCUAGCAGACUUCUACUCCUUGGACCUCAACAAGCUGGAGGAAUGGAAGGUCAUCAUUGCUGAGGACAAGAAACUUCAGGUGUGGGAGGAAUCCGAUUCAUCUGAUGAUGAUGAUGAUGAUGCUGAGAAGAUGGAUGAGGCCUGCGGGGGAGAGGAGGAUGACGAUGAUGAUGAAGAUGAUUCUGACAUGGAUAUAUGUUUCGAUGAUGCACCAGCGUUGACGGAGGGUGAGUCAGUCACGGACUACUUUGAGCGGACGCGGGAGUACUGGAUGACCAAGGCCCAGGAGUUCAGUGAUGAGGAGGGUCUGGGAGUGAAGGGGAAAACACUGGUCAAACUGGCCAGGGACUUGUGUAAAAGUGCCUGCAGUAACAGUUGAGGGGAGGUAACUCUUGGAAUACUCUCGUAGAGCCAAGCCAUGCGUGAACCCUCCUGAAGGAUUGCACAGUGAUCUUCAAGAUUUAUGCUUUGUCAGCUUGAUACACUGACAUGAGAGUGGAAUAUGUCAUGAAUGGAUUAACUUCUCUGACAUCAUUGCAAGUUUGGAAUGGACAGUCUGUUAGAUUAAGAAAUGUUAAAUACCCAAAACCAAAGAUGUAUAUAUACAUGUACAUAUGUUUAUACGUCUUUGCCAAUACUGAUGGUUAAUUUUGAGGGUUUUAGGUCAGUGUUUGAAAAUAAAUAAAUAUUUUUGUAUGUUGGUUCCUCAAGACAUGUGACAGCUGAUCAUAGGAUGACAAUUGUUAUGCCCUGGAUAAACAAUAGGCAAAAGGGAAAUCUGAAACCAAGAAUGAAAUUGUGUCAUGGAAUAUGUUGUGUCUGCAUCACCAGUCAUGAAGAUGUUGCAGGGCAAAGAGUGUUGGUAACCAGCCUAUAUGUGAAGCUUACUCACAUCAACCACCAUGCAUGUUUAGUCAGGGAAAGGUUAUGAUGCUGAUUAAGAUUUCAAAGACAAACAAAUGUGUCACUGUAAAUGUUGGUGCUUGUUAUGGAAUGAGAAUAGAUGUAUUUAGCAUUUGAAAUUCAAAUGGAAUGAAUGGAAAAUGAACAAUUAGAUUUCACGAACUUGUUGACGGAGGAUGUGGUGGUAGGUUCAGCCCUGAUAGAGACAACUGCAUUGCUGUACACAACAUGCUGGUUGAAGUGUUUCCUGGCCUGGCCAGAGAUCCAGGCUGGCAUCUCAACCGACCUGACUUCAGAUCCUGGGUAUUGGUAUUUUAUGGUGUCUGUUGCUUUACUUUUUAAAAUGUUUUUGAUUUUUUUUUUUUCCCUUUUCAAUAAACGUCUAUGCUAUC
Messenger RNA from Haliotis rubra (blacklip abalone), 2946 nucleotides. RefSeq names its product kelch domain-containing protein 4-like. The record is from RefSeq and is a predicted model, not a curated record. The coding region runs from base 201 to 2030 and encodes 609 amino acids. NCBI's taxonomy places the organism in Eukaryota, Metazoa, Mollusca, Gastropoda, Lepetellida, Haliotidae. The transcript has 12 exons. Gene Ontology annotation, molecular function: protein binding.